CCUGUAAAUCACUGGAAUAAUAUAAAACUACUACUACUACCUUCACAACUAAAAACCUCUAUUAAAUGCAAUUUUGCUAGAAAUGUUGUUUAUUUUUUGAUUUUUUAUUUAAACACAUUGUAGUUGCGUCAUCUCUUACAAAUACCCCAAUAUAAAACUGACACUUUCAUUCAUCUUACCCACAUCUUCUCUCAACAAACUAACCAACUUAGGAGAGAGAAAAUCUGAGAUUUUUUUUGUUUUUUUUUAAAAUUCCCAUUUUUCCCAUCUUCCUGAUCAAACAAGAAAACAAAGAAAAAUCACAAAUUUUGUGUUUUUUUGGUGUGAUUUUCGAUGUGUUCUGCAAGAAACAGGGGAAAACAGGGGAAAACUAUGGAAAAUAAUGGGAAUAAUUUCUGUGAAAACAACAAAAAAUGCAACGAAAAAUACGGUCAGAAGAGUAAAAAUUGCAGGCUUUUGAAUUUUCAUGAGUUGCCUGAAUAUAUGAAAGAUAAUGAGUUUAUUCACAAGUAUUAUAGAGCUGAAUGGCCUUUAAAACAAGCUUUUUUUAGCUUGUUUCAAUGGCAUAAUGAGACCCUUAAUGUUUGGACGCAUUUACUUGGAUUUAUUCUGUUUGUGGGAUUGACUGUUGUAAAUGCAGCCCAUGUGUCACAAGCUGUUGAUCUUUUUGGAAUUUUUAGGACUUUUCCCUCAGGAGCAGAUACAAAUUCAUCCCAUGAUUCGACUAAACUCUUUAUGGGUGUUACAAACAUGGUUAAUUUGGAGAACAUAUCUCAUCAAGGAGCUAAUCACAUAGUGACAGAAGCAGUAAGAUGGCCAUUUUAUGUAUACUUAGCUGGCUCAAUGUUCUGCCUUCUUUCGAGUAGUGUAUGCCAUCUCUUCUGCUGUCACUCCCACGACAUGAACCUAUGGCUCCUACGAAUGGACUACACCGGGAUCACUGUCAUGAUCAUCACUUCGUUCUUCCCUCCAAUUUACUAUAUCUUUCAAUGCCAACCCCUCUGGCAGAUUACCUAUCUUGCAGGGAUAUCAAUCUUUGGUGCAUUCACAAUCGCGACCCUACUAUCUCCUACACUGUCAUCAGGAAAAUGUCGUGCCUUUCGUGCAAUUCUCUUUGUGUCCAUGGGCUUAUUUGGACUUAUCCCUGCAGUACAUGCUUGUGUCUUGAACUGGAAUAACCCGAGAAGGAAUCUGACUCUUGCAUAUGAGUCUGGUAUGGCCUUGUCUUACCUUAUUGGGACCGGAUUCUAUGUGAGCCGUGUCCCAGAGAGGUGGAGGCCUGGUUGGUUUGAUCUUGCAGGUCACAGCCAUCAGAUUUUUCAUGUGUUUGUGCUGUUGGGUGCACUCGCUCACUACGGUGCUGCCCUGCUUUUCAUGGAGUACAGAGACGCGGUUGGAUGUUGACAAUCACCCCAUGAUUAACCUUGGGUUCACCUUCAUUUAUUCAUCUUCAUUAUAUUCUAUAAUUUAUUGUAAGCUUGAUUAAAUAUUUGAAAGUUUCAUAGGAUUUGUAGAUAAACAAAAAUUAUUAUUAUUCAUUUAUUAAGCUGUUCAAGGCUCUGAUGAGUAGUUCAGCAACACAACAUUUGCUUAUAUAUUUGUUGUAAUCUUUUAACAACUAGGAAAUCCAAGACAAGAAGCAAUUGUACAAUACUUUGUAUCAGUUUUAUGUAUAAAUUUGUUGCACAA
Messenger RNA from Chenopodium quinoa (quinoa), 1689 nucleotides. RefSeq names its product heptahelical transmembrane protein 1-like. The record is from RefSeq and is a predicted model, not a curated record. Gene Ontology annotation, biological process: response to hormone. Gene Ontology annotation, molecular function: signaling receptor activity. The transcript is spliced from 4 exons. Gene Ontology annotation, cellular component: membrane. Bases 334 to 1404 code for a protein of 356 amino acids. NCBI's taxonomy places the organism in Eukaryota, Viridiplantae, Streptophyta, Magnoliopsida, Caryophyllales, Amaranthaceae.